Manduca sexta (tobacco hornworm) is the source of this 4270-nucleotide messenger RNA. Its product is annotated as proteoglycan 4. The coding region runs from base 98 to 3523 and encodes 1141 amino acids. The transcript has 4 exons. Lineage: Eukaryota; Metazoa; Arthropoda; Insecta; Lepidoptera; Sphingidae. The record is from RefSeq and is a predicted model, not a curated record.
CACAGUACAAACAACUCUUGCGCAUAUAGUGAAACAGUGCAGUGACAGUGAUGCACGUCUGUGUUUAGUUGUGACAAUAACUGAGGACUUUUUUAUAAUGUGUGUGGCACGGCUAUGGAUGGCCGCAGUUGCUCUGCAGACCUUGCUCCUGGCAGUCAGUGGAGGGCACCAUCGGAGAUCUAUGGCUACUCAGGCGGCUAUGUCAAAAAGUGGAUGGAGGCCUGUAGUUGGCUCCAGCGGCCUACUCUACUCAUUCGGAGGUGCUCCGGCUUACAAAAUCCCCGUCCCUGUCCUAGAUGCUUAUCAGUCUUCUGCACGACCCAUAGCUACUCGAGAUGCCACUAAAUUGACCUCCAUAGCCCAAUCUUACCGUCCCACCACACUCCGGACGGUACCAUCAGCUCCGCCUGCUAACCAACCCAUAAAUUCUUACCACAACCCAUUUGCCUACAACAAUCAUCAGCUAUCUUAUAAGUACGUGCAGAAUAUACCUUUGGAUAGCUCUCUGAUAAGGAACCCUCACAAUCCAUUCGCUGCUCGUCCAGCUUACUCCAAAUAUCCUAAUAAGUUUAAACAGCAAGCCCAAAAUAAUGUUUUGCAGCAGUUGACUAGCAUACAACCCAUACAUUUUGGACAAUACCAAACUACCAAGCCUCUGGAUAUAUUUGGGAAGCCAAUAGAAACUUACGUUAGGCCGAAUGAAGUGAGGAAGCCUGUUCAUCAGCCCACAAUGGAGAUAUUCAAGCCUGAAGUGUUCAAGUUGCCGGACACUGAUACAUCAGCGCAGUCAGUCAGUCAACAAGUGAAGACCGCUCAACAGCAGAGCUUCGUUGGCGCUCAAAGCCAAGUGUUUAAUCCUUACCCGCAAUAUACAUUCCAAGACGCUGCUUUACCAAGCAUUUUAGGUUCAUUUGGCUCAUUUGGAGUUCAGUCAGUCAAGGGACGUGAUCCAGUGUACUCUGGCACGAAGACCACCUUCGCCCCUCCGCAACAGACGAAACAAACUAUAUUCAACUCGUUCAGCUAUAACCCCAAUUACAAAGCAACGACCGCUCAAGUUGUCUCUACCACCCCGAGAUAUCAGACAACGGCAAAUCAAGCCUUCUUUGGAUCAACGUUUACAGAUUACAAAGUAACACCUGCACCCCACACAAAGUUCUCCACGGCCCCCAAAAUAGACCCUAAUGCUGGAGCAAAAGAAAAUUUCAAACCAAGCCCGCAAGAUCCGUUCACGAAACACUACCAAAACGAUUUUAAUAAACUAACAGUCACCACUUACAACCCGAUCCAAACGACAACAUUAGCUAAUAGCUAUUUCGAUUACAGCUUCCCAGCUCAACAAAAUAUUCAGCUACAAACUUAUUAUGAUGAUCAGAACGUUAAUUAUAACUAUGAGAAGAAGAAACAAAAGAUCCACGAUAAUGUUGCGUCUAGUGUAAAUCAACAAAACAAACAAUACACUACAGCUCCGAAGAAAACUCAAUCCGAUGAUACUCUUUCAGCUCCCUACAGACCGACUUAUGAAGUCGUAGAAACAACAGAGCCAGACGUCGCCUCUCGUCCGUCAACUGUUGCUUGGCCUUUAACAUCACAAUCGUAUAACUAUGCUAACCAACAAGCCACAGAGCAAAGUCUUAAGAAACAAGAAUAUGAGACGGCAUUUAGCAAACCAACCACCACACCCUUGCCUGAACUUCCAGAAGAAUACGCCAUAGUAACCGAGGCUGAAAAAGGCUAUGGAAACUCUUUGAGUUACGACAGCGAAAUCGAAUCUCAAAGUAGGCGGCCUCUUGGCGACGACUUCGAACCGAUCGGAAAACAUAAGCUCAAAGACUACUAUUAUAAAGUAUCUACACCUGCUUAUAAUGACUUCAACGCGAGAAGAACGAAGAAGCCCAGUGAGUCUAGUAGGUUAACAGCAGCAGUAGAAACGUCGACACACUCCAUCAAAGACCUAAAUGAUAUACCAAUUGAAACCUUACCGACACUUCCCCCUAAUCUACAUUUCAAACGACCAGGUGGAACAUCGGACCCCGUCGAUAAGGACAAAAUCCGCAAAAGAAACAAAAUAAGGAGACGUCGCCCAAUUAACGGAAAUGUAAACCGUAAUAAUGAUAAAAUCGUCACAGAAACUAGUACUCAUUCCAGUACUGUGCAAACUACAGAAUCUACUCAAACUACAGAAAACCAGGAGAUCCAUACAAUCAGACCAAGAGUCAGGCCAACUAAGCCUUACCAGUCUAACCCUACUACUCCAAGCGUAACUACAGAUUUGACAACUAGCGCUUUGCCAACAGUUUUUCCGACUUCACCCACUAUAGUCAAAAAGAAACUCAUCCACCGUCGUCUACCAACUACAACCGAAAGGGUAGAAACUACAACAAAUUACUUCAAAGACGAUACAAAUAAAGAUUCACCAAUCAUGAAAAUAUCAAACCGUCCGUACUUAUCUAAACCAGCUGCAACGGCCUAUGAAUUUAGGACAAGCGAUACGCCAGAUUACACCCAUAAGCAAGAUGAAAAAGACACUCCUACCAGCGACGUCGAUGUAAGCCUUACUGACACCUACAAAACAUCUGUUGAAAAUGCUCAAGAAUUCUCAUUCCACAAAGAUGUAAAACCUAUUGAAGCUAAAUUAGAGCCCGUGACCAGUCAGCGAUAUAGAGAAACAACUACAGAGCCAACAAGUGACACUUUUACGAACACUGAAAUAACUACAACUCCACGAAUUGAAACUAGUUCAAAUGUAGUGAAAGGAAAUAGAACACGUCUAAGGAACAAAUAUAACAGACCAAGAUUUAGUGUGAAAGACUACAGAAACAGAAUAGGUUCAACUACAAGUACUGACAACCCUCCAGAAAAUACACCCAAAGUAAGAUUCCCUCAGCGGAGAGUUCCUUUUAGUGAAAACGGCGACAGUGAGACUACUACUGAAAGGAAAAGAUUUACACCUAAGGAUCCUAGACACAAGGUUAACGACACAGACAAUAACGAAGAAAAGGAAAAAGAGAUACAUUCCAUUAGAAACAGACAGAGACAGACAAUUGAUAACGGAGACGGCAGCACUCAGAAAAUAUCAUCUCGAAUACGUAAUGGACCACGAAGACCAAGGCCAACUGAAGAAACGACUGAACUGCCAACUACAGUACACAGCAAGAGGCCCCUCCGCAAAAAAAUCAAAGACUCUGAAGUAGGAGAAUCGGUACAAGACAUAUCUGUGACAGAAACAACUGUAUAUGACGUCAAAAAUGAUAUAACAUCAGAGAGAAGUAAAUCAGAGAGUGCUAUAAUGAAAAUAGCUGAUAAAAAGCAUCAUGACCAUAUUGAGCAUUUGUUUGAGCAUUCAAAACGAGUGUCAGAUCUUACAUUAGCUGCGAGUAAAGAUUAUAAUAAACCAGGGAUGUUUAAAACGGUAGCAUCUAGUAGCAGAAGGAUACCAAAUUACUUCACGAUAGCAACAGACGACCCUAUAUUACCGAUAGAAGCCUUCUUCCCUCAACUCAAUCAGAAGAAAGAUGUAUAAAUUAAUUGUAUACCAAAUCACUGUUUCACUGCCAAAGCUAUGAUUCUUAUAAAUUGGGCUAUUAUUUUGUAGGUAUAGCAUAGGAGUUAGGUUGUAUUCGCGAACUUUGACAACAAAUCUAUAUAGUUAAGUUUAUUACUAAGACUCUAAGUAUUAUUUAAGUCUAUGGUUGCUUUAAAAGUAUAAGUUUAGAAAGCCGUAGCAAAGCACUAUAAUUAACUUCAUAAUUGGAUUUUAUGAUAACAUUUUAAGUAUCUUUUGUUUCCCUUUACUAUAAUCAGGCUUAGUUUUAUGAAAAGCCAUAAGCCCGGCGUACCGCAAUUUAAAAAAAUAAAACAUCGAAUAACUAAGAAACAUUUAUGCAAAGUGUUACCUAGAAAUCGGAUCUAGAACCUCAUUUAUAGAUAAUAAACACUGCAACUAAUGUAAGAGGCGACACGGAAAAGUAUUGGAUUUAUAGAUUUAUUAAUAAGUAUCAUUUUAGACCUACUGUUGUCAUACACCUAAUAAUCAAAUAGUUCGCUAAUAUAACCCUACCAAUUUAAGGUGACUAUGACUGGCUAAUAAAUAUUUCCCCUUUGGUGCUCAUUUAGUCUGUAAGGUAUAAUAACCCAUGUGUGGAAAGAUUAUGUUACGCGAUGACAAUUUAUCUCGUAUAUGACUUGAGUGUAUGUAAUUGUAUAACAGUUGUGUGAGCGAAAACUAUUUAUGUGUUAGUUUUAAUUGUGUAAAUAAAUUAUUCUUAAC